GACUGUGGAGGGAAAAAAGAUUACGAAAGGCAAGCGCGGAACGUUGCAUCGUCGAUACGCCGUGAGCUGGCGGAACUUCGCUCCAAGGGAGCGCACACGUCUAACCCCUCGUGCACGCGCGCCUGUUAAAUGACUUCUGUGCACACGCGUUUUUUUCUACACACGUACGCUACGCGCAUGCGCCAAGUAAUACGUGUGUCGGUAUCGGAUUUUCGUAUGUAUUCGCGAAUAUAUGUAAAUAACAACUCGUACCACUCGUUUGUAACGUGGAUUUCUAAUAUGGAUAUAUAAUAUUACGGUGCUUUGAUCGGGAACAAAAACAUCGUGGCAUAGUUGGUUUAAUAUUUGAAAUUUGUAUCCACGUUGAAAUAAAAGGGAAAUUACGAUGUUUCGAUGUUAUGAAUCGAAGAUUAGUUGUAAAAUUAGAUUUUUUGUUUUUUCUUUUUCGUAGAUUCUAGAUGAAUUCUAAUUUCUGUUUCUCGUUUUUUUACAGACUAUUAGUUAUCGAUUAAUUAUUAAUUUAUUUCAAUAGAUGUAAAAACGGCACAAAUAACACCGUUAAGUCGAAGAAAUAACGGACAAGAGGAGCUUCGAUGCACGACGAAUUAACACGAGGCAAUGAUCGCUUAACACUGCUCGUCUCGAUCUUAUUACGAACGAUUAUCAUGUUUUUCCCUUCUAAAGAAGUCGUUGCAUGUAUUGUUCUACUUUUUCUUUUUGAUACGAUUUGAAUAAGUCGGAGACUUCCAUCCAAGGAAGUCUUUUGUCCAAUUAAGAAAAGAAUCGAAAGUAAUUAAAAUAAGAGAAUUUUUAUGGUAACCUCAAAUUUGUUUUUACUCUACGUGUAAUUGUCUUUAAACGGAUAAGUCGUUGAAAGUUUCAAUAAGUACAAUUCUUCUUUUGAUGCGACGGAAAAGGAGAAAAAUAAGUCGAUAGAUUUCCACUUAAAGAAAUCGUCCAAUUAAGAAAAGACUCGAAAGUAAUUAGCAUAAGAGAAAUUUUCAUAAAAUACCCUGAAAUUUUUUUUCUUCCACGCGUAACUGUAUCUAUACGAAUAAGAAUAAAGAUACGAAGGAAAAUUUGAACAAAUUAAUAAUAAGAGAGAGAGAUCAGUGGUGAAUAGCUUCACAAAAAACUCCGGAAACCCAAAAACCGCACGAUACCUGAAUAUGGAUCGAAGAAACACGAUUCGUUCCACGCUCGAAACGGCCAAAGAAAUAUCGUCCUUCCACACGGUGAUCCGUGACGCGAGAUGCUUCUUGGAGAACGGCGCAACCGCCGCACACCUCUUCGUGGGCGAAGAUUUGCCGGUCGGUGACACUGUGGGCGUGCUCGGGGUGUUGGGCGACCCCGGGCCCCAAGGCGACAUCGAGCUCAGGCUCCAGGAACUCGACAGCCCCGUCACUUUCUCCGCCUACUCGAAGAAUUUAACCCUUAUCAGACCCCUGGACAAGGAGGGCGUGGACGGACCCGCGAGCGUUUACGUGAACGUGAUCUGCGAGAGGAAGCACACUUUAGACCCUGGCUUCGUGAUACCGGUCAACAUUCGCGUGACUGACGCCAAUGAUAACGCGCCUCAAUUUGUGAAUGCGCCUUACGUCUUAAACAUCUCCGAGGUCACGGUGGUGGGUACGAGGGUUCUUCAAGGUGUAAGAGCCGUGGAUGCGGAUCAACCGGGACCAUUUUCUACCGUACAGUAUGCAGUUUUGCCUGGACCACACUCGGAUUACUUCGUGUUCGUAAACGCCUUGGAAGGCACUCUGGUCCUAAGGAAACCACUGGAUUACGAAACACUCGCCAAUUUCUCUGUCGAUAUACGCGCACAAGAUCAAGGUAACCCGCCAAAAUCAUCCGCUACGACACUUUACGUCAACGUCAUCGACGCGGAUGACCAAAAUCCUGCCUUUCAAAGUGACCAAUACAAAAUUCUCGUUCCUCGAAACAUUAAAACGAGAAAGACACUGAAGGUAGAUCCUAUGGCGAUAAAAGCGAUGGAUCAGGACGUAGGAAUUAACGCCCCCGUCAAGUACACGAUUCAAGGAGGUAUUCUUCCAUUUCUCACCCUGAAUCCGGAAACAGCCGAGGUUGCCAUAACGCGGCCGUUAUACGAACACGAACUCUUGUCCCCAGCAACGAUCGUCGUCAAGGCAAACAUCCUCGCAAUACAAAUUGCUACGCAAUUGGACAAUCCGGAUAAAUACGCUCUUUCCACCAUAGUUGUCUCUCGGGAGACCGACUGGAACGUGGAACCAACCGCUGGUGGAAGAUUACCUGUCAAAUUUAUACGAAGGGAUCAUCAAACCAGCAUCCCGGAAAACACUCCUCCGGGAAGUGUUCUGUUAACGACAGGGGUGAAUAAGCUAGAUUCCAAUUUAAGAUUUUGGCUGGUGGGGGCAAUCGAAGAUCUCGAGAGAUUCUCCAUCACCAAUUCCGGCGAGUUGAUUUUGAAGGGUACUCUGGAUUACGAGAGGAGGGUGCAGCACAGUUUUCUGGUUCGGGUCAGCGACGGGCAUCACAACGACACUUCGCGCGUGAACGUUUCUGUCGAGGAUGUGAACGAAUGGGAACCCCGGUUUCGUCAUCCUAGAUACGAAUUUCACGCCGCGACAUCGAGAGAAGGAUCCAUUGUCGGAAAGUUAGAAGCCGCCGAUGGUGACAGGGACGACAAAAUUAGUUUAUCUCUUAGAGGUCCAGAUGCAAGAUCUUUCGAGAUACGUGACAAUGGAGAAUUAAUUCUCAGAUCGGUAGCAACGGUUAACGGUUCCUUGGCCAGAUUAGUGGCAGUGGCUUCCGAUUCUGGCCGCCCCCCCAGAUCCAGCAUGAUCCCGGUGAUCGUGCACGUGCCGAAUAGCGGAUCCUUGCCGAUAGCCGCGAGGGCGGCACCCGCCUGGUUGGGAAGCAGCGUCCUCCUUGUCGCCGUUUUCGGCGCUGUUUUGGGUCUCCUUGGUGUUAUAAUACUUGUUUUGAUAUUGUAUAUAUACAAAAACAAAAGGCCAAAGACGAGCGGUUCCGUGAGCUCGGUCGGGACCGGUUAUCGAGAAAAAUCGCCAGUCCCCUCUGCCCUGAGCCCGACACCGCAAGUGCUCGGGGCGAAUAUGCUCCAGGACGCUCUGGAAGUUGGACCUCGAAGAGGAACUCGUGCCGAGGAUAUGCGCAAUAUCGAGGAGAACGGCGAGGAGGAGGCCGGGGACGAUUCAGAGGAGAUGGAUCGAGAGAUCGUCGAUGAUAGCAUCAACGGCGAGUCUCAGCCGGCGAAUAACGACAGUGGCGAUGUUGAAAAUCCUGUUUUCGGAGCGAGGAAUUAUAGUGCCACGAUUAAAAGCGUGACGUCAGCCAGACAAAUACCUGUUUACGCGAGACAUAAGAUAGCCCCGGCCCCACCAAACCCUCCAGGUUUAUCUGCAACCUCCAACAUACCUAACGUCGGUGGUCUGGUACAAAACAUGAAUGACUUAAGCGCGAAAACAAACUUAAACGCUAGCUCUUGCCAAUCUUCCAAUUAUUCCGGAGAUGUUCCAGAUUCGUUGGUGCCCGCGUGGCCUGCUUGCUCUGUUUCACAGAGAGUUAAAAAAUUAUCCUGGGACGACGAUGACAGGACAGUGGAUAGCGUGGAAGUAACGGCGGAAACAAUGUCCAGAAACAGUCAGAUCGGGAACGAACGACUUAACCUUACCGUGUAUUUUUAAUCAUGAAACGAGAAAGACUGAAAGAGAAAAGAAAAUGAUUUCAAUUACCGUUUAUUAUCCAUCGAACGAAAAAUAUUCAUCGAUAGGUUAUUUCAAUAAAUAAAUUCCUUUAAUAAACAGACACUGUUAAAAAUGUUCUAAUAUCGUUGCCAGAUGAUAACGAAUUUUAAAUCAAUGUACAUAUAAAAUGUAUAUUAGUUGCAAAUAAUGCAUCGAAUGAUAAUGCAAAUACGUUCUUUAUCCAUAGUUGUUUUAUUAUUAAAAAAAUACAAAAAAAUUAAGAAAUAA
Molecule: messenger RNA, 3974 nt
Organism: Apis cerana (Asiatic honeybee)
Lineage: Eukaryota; Metazoa; Arthropoda; Insecta; Hymenoptera; Apidae
Gene: Cad96Cb
Product: protocadherin Fat 4-like Cad96Ca
Biological process (GO): multicellular organism development; homophilic cell-cell adhesion; cell migration
Cellular component (GO): catenin complex; plasma membrane
Molecular function (GO): calcium ion binding; cadherin binding; beta-catenin binding
Source: RefSeq, a predicted model, not a curated record